Messenger RNA from Macrosiphum euphorbiae (potato aphid), 2055 nucleotides. Lineage: Eukaryota; Metazoa; Arthropoda; Insecta; Hemiptera; Aphididae. The record is from the annotation of a GenBank genome assembly.
AUGGCGUUCCGUAGACGAAGUACAUCUGGGUCUAAGCCACAGCUUAAGGAAAAAGUUGUACAAAUUUAUGAGUCAUUUUUCAAGGGUGAAGAUGUAUCAAAAGACAAUGAUAAUUUUUGGGAUGAAUUUUUCCUACUGAAACCUAAAAUAUCAUAUAUUGAGACAGAAAUAGAAAAAUUAAGUAUUGAACAAUUGAUUACACUUCAAGAUAAUAUAAGACUUUUAUUUAUCAAAUGUAUCACAACAUUUGAAUGCCAACAUCAAUUGCGUAUAAUAUUCUCAUUAAAGACAUUGACAUGUUUAGUGAGCAGUUUAUACAAAAAAUUUAGAAUCAACCCAACAUUUGAAUUUAUUUCUAUAUUGGUGAUACCAAAGGACACUGAUAUGGUUUUUGAGAAUUUAUUGGCAAAAUGCAAUAUUAUGUUACGUGAACCCGAAUGUGUUGUUGUUAAAGACUUAUGUCUACAAUUUUUACUGACAGUUGUUACUGGCACCGACAACCUCAAUGAAAACCCGUCUCUACGCCAUUUGAUGACAAACAGUGUUUUUGAACCUUUGACAGAAGUUCUUUCAAAUAAUAUAUAUCAGACAUAUCAUGGCUAUGAUUCUAUUCUGCUCUUGACAUUACUUAUGAAUGUUGAGACUGCUAAGAAGACAAAUCCAUAUGUUGUCAAAUUAUCGCUGUUAGACAAAGAAGAUACUUUAAAUGGUUAUAGCCAGAUUAUAAGAUGGUCAUUGGAAGAAAUUUGUCAACAAUAUAGAUCAGAAGAAAUAGCUCAAUACUCAAACAACACAUGGUUUAAUACAUUUACAUCGGUUGUAAGCAAUAUGUUAUUUGUACCAGAAACUAUUGAGGAACACAAUAUUGAAUUACCUCAAGAAAUAAGGUCAAUGAGUGGAAUAUUAAUUGCAUUGUAUGAAGCUGUACAUUACAACCGAAACUUCAUGACUACAUUAACGCAUUGUCAUACAUCCAAUAACUAUGAGUCACACCCCAGUGUUAUGCAACAGGCGCAAGCAGUUACAAAUAAUCCUGAUCUCAAAUCACCAUCAGAUAAUCAAUUCUCCAAUCUUCUAGUCACAUUUUUUCAAUAUUGUUCAAUUGUAAUGCAGGACACAAAGACUGAAGCAAAUGCAAAUAACUCAAUGCUAUGUUUUGUAAUAUUGUCUAGUAUUACUGAUGACCAAUUUGCCAAUUCACUAAUGCAUGAUGUAAAUUUACAAUUUAAAGUCGAUCUUUAUAGAUCACCUACCAGACGAUAUAUGUUUGUUCCAGACAAGUCACCAAAACCUCUGGCUGCUGCUUUAUUAGAUUUGAUGAUUGAGUUUAUGUUGGGGCACAUGAUGAAAAAAUUGCCACUUGACCAAUACAUGAAAUGUAUAAGCAUAAUUCAUCGCAUAAUAUGUUACCAAAAACGGAAUAGUGUGCGUUUAUGUUACAAUUGGAAAGAUUUAUGGAGUUCCUUAAUCACACUUUUGAAAUUUUUAAUGACUUAUGAACAUCAACUUUCACAAGAUAUGAAUAUUUAUGAUUUAGGAAUACAAAUUGUAAAUAUAUUUAACUUGUUCAUUACCUAUGGCGAUAUGCUACUUCCAUCACCAAGCAGUUACGAUGAGUUGUACUAUGAAAUUAUUAGGAUGCAUACAGUGUUUGACAAUAUAUAUGUCUUAUCAUCAAGAAAUUCUUCUUCUGUUAGUGAACACAAGUUAUCUGCCACAAAAUUGUCCAAUUGUUUAAUCAAUAUCAGAGCCAUAAUCAAUCAUUAUAUACCAAAAAUCGAUAAUUGGUUAGAGAAGAACUCGGUGACUACACCUGUUGGUGAAGAAAUUUUAGAAGUUGUAAGAAAUAAUUAUGACACACUCACACUGAAAUUACUACUGGAUUGUUUGGGAAGUUUUGAGUCAAACAAGUCCAAUCAUGAUUUGUCAAGUUCAUCACUUAUCAAAUUAAUGGUGAGCAAAGUAGUUAAGGAUACACGGCAAUCAUUAAAACAUUCCAACACCGAUCUUCAACAAAUUCUUCAGAAUUUUUCACUUUACACUAAUCCAUCAUGA